AUGGAGGACACAUCAGUAAAAAUCAAGCAGCACCUUCAGAAUUAUCCAGUUCUGGCUAAAACUUGGCUGGACUAUGUUCCUUCCAACAUACGUCCUUACUUUUACCUUAUACGAGCUCACAAGCCCGCUGGAACACUUUUACUAUUCUAUCCAUGCGCAUGGUCGGUCACCAUGGCCUGCUACGCGCUCAGGGUGCCGAUCGCGACGGCGUGGGCUUAUGUCGGAUUUUUUCUUGUAGCAUCCUCAGUGUUCCGUUCCGCUGGAUGUGUGAUCAACGACAUGUGGGACAAAGACAUCGACGCUGCUACUUCACGAACGCGCACGCGACCCUUGGCCGCAGGUGAUCUCACGAGGUUCCAGGCGUUCAUCUUCCUUAUUCCACAGUUGGCCCUUGGCAUCUGGCUGUUCAUGCAGUUGAAUAACUAUAGCACAGUUCUUGGACUCUCUUCCCUGGGCGGGGUCGUGUUGUAUCCUGCUAUGAAGCGGGUGACUGACUGGCCACAAGCUGUCCUUGCCCUGUGCUUCAAUUGGGGAGCACUCUUGGGAGCAUCUGCUGUUGCUGGAGCAGUUGACUGGCAUGUAUACGUCCCUCUAUACAUCGGCGGUGCAUGCUGGACAAUCGAGUACGACACUGCUUACGCCCGUCAAGACAGGGAUGAAGACAUACAAAACGGCCUCCACUCGACCACAAUCGUUUUUGGAGACCGGCUCCGACCUGUUCUUGUGGUAUUUUCCCUCGUCGCUUGUUCUUUGGUGGCGUACGCCGGGAUCCUCAACGGACAUGGCUUCCCAUUUUUCAUCGGCGUGGCCCUUGGGGCCCUUCACCUUGUCCGACUCCUCGCCUCGAUUGACUUCGACGAUAAGGAGAGUUGCAAUGCUAGUCUCCUCAACAACGUUUGGUUUGGCUUCUUGGUUUGGGCGGGGGCUAUGGCCGACUACAUUAUGAAGAUGCAGUUAGAGACGGUGUAAGGAAGGCUAUGAUAUGCCUUUGUCACCACGAUCUUAAUUAUCACAACGAAUGUAUUUAAUGGAGGAAGGUCUUUGUUGGACACAGUUGAACUGGUUGUCCCUAGAAUGAUACCGGUAUGUGCGCCCCACAAAUUCCAUGGUGCCUGUGCAUAUACAGCUCC
Suillus paluster is the source of this 1130-nucleotide messenger RNA. Its product is annotated as 4-hydroxybenzoate polyprenyl transferase. Gene Ontology annotation, biological process: ubiquinone biosynthetic process. The record is from RefSeq and is a predicted model, not a curated record. Gene Ontology annotation, cellular component: mitochondrial inner membrane. Gene Ontology annotation, molecular function: 4-hydroxybenzoate polyprenyltransferase activity. Bases 1 to 969 code for a protein of 322 amino acids. The transcript has 6 exons. Lineage: Eukaryota; Fungi; Basidiomycota; Agaricomycetes; Boletales; Suillaceae.